This is a messenger RNA of Tricharina praecox, 1776 nucleotides long. Its product is annotated as phosphatase 2C-like domain-containing protein. NCBI's taxonomy places the organism in Eukaryota, Fungi, Ascomycota, Pezizomycetes, Pezizales, Pyronemataceae. Gene Ontology annotation, biological process: protein dephosphorylation. Bases 1 to 1776 code for a protein of 591 amino acids. Gene Ontology annotation, molecular function: protein serine/threonine phosphatase activity. The transcript is spliced from 2 exons. The record is from RefSeq and is a predicted model, not a curated record.
AUGAACUGGCGCAAAGUCACGGUUGCUCUACUCAGCGGUCUCAUCUUGACGGGGGCCUGGUACUAUCGCGACUCCCUAACGGCGCUUACGCAGCCAUCUCCACGUCGCGAGCCCGUCGCCCUCGCCUCCAGUUCCACCUCCACCUCCACCUCUGCCGCCGCCACCAAUUCAAACGCAGCACCCGCAGCGUCUCCCGAAGGAAAACGCAUUCUGGCGGUCGACAACGCGGGGAUCUACACGGGGACGCAGCCGGCGUCUGUGCCGAUCAGCAAGGAGUCCGCGUCUGGACGCAAAGUGGUAGAAAUGCUGUCACCGGAGGAGGCGACGAAGAAGCUGCGGCGCAAUGAGGAGAGCUACCUGGUAAACCGCGGCCGCGGCGUCUUCCGCUACGACGUCGUGCAGAUCCCCAGUAACGAUCCCAUCGAGGAUGACCACGCUGAGAAGAUAAUCGAGAUCCCCGAGGCCGCGGUGACGGAGGAGGGGGUGCCGGGCAGCACCGAUUGGAUGUUCUGGGGUGUCUUCGAUGGACACUCGGGGUGGACCACCAGCGCGAAGCUGAGGCAGGUGCUCAUCGCGUUUGUGGCCAGGGAGCUGCACGCAACGUAUAAGGCGGCUAUCGCGGACCCGUCGCAGAAGGCACCCGCGCAGGAUGUCAUCGAUCAGGCGAUCAAGAACGGGUUCAUGAAGCUGGACAACGAGAUUGUGAACGAGAGCGUGGAGAAGGUGUUCAAGAGCUCGUCGAAGCUUGUAGCGGCAGAAACGCUUGCCCCGGCGCUCUCCGGCUCCUGCGCGCUCCUGGCGUUCUACGAGUCUCGCUCGCAGAUGCUCAAGGUCGCCGUCACGGGCGAUAGCAGGGCGGUGCUGGGCAGGAUGGGCCAGAACGGGAAGUGGACGGCCACCCCGCUGUCGGACGACCAGACCGGCUCCACCAAGUCGGAGGAGAAGCGGAUCCGCGCGGAGCACCCGGGCGAAGACGGCGUGAUCCGCAACGGCCGUGUGCUGGGAGGACUGGAGCCGACGCGGGCCUUCGGCGACGCGUUCUACAAGUGGUCCUACGAAACGCAGACGAAGCUCAAGAGCCAGUUCUUUGGCCGCAAUCCCCACCCGCAUCUGAAGACGCCGCCGUACGUCACCGCGGAACCCGUCAUCACUACCACCAAGAUCGAGCCGCAGAACGGCGACUUCCUGGUCAUGGCUACCGACGGAUUGUGGGAAAUGCUCACGAACGAGGAGGUCGUCGGCCUCGUCGGCAAGUGGAUCGAGGAGCAGAAGGCGGCGGCGGCGGCGCAGGCGGCUGCGCAGGCGGCCGGAGCUAGCAGCAAUAGCGUUCCCGCUAACGGCAAGAAGAGCGCGGGCUGGUUCGGUGGGUGGUUCGGCGGGAAAAAGGAGCCCGAGGUCCUCCCGGUCGAGGAGAGUCAGGCCGAGGACACCUCCGGCCAGCGCGCUCCCGUGAGGAUCCGCCAGUGGGGGGUCAAGAAGGAGGACGAGAGGUUCGUCUGCGAGGAUAAGAACGCGGCUACGCACGUCGUCAGGAACGCCCUCGGCGGGAAAAAUUCGGAGAUGCUGUGUGCGCUCCUGACGCUUCCGAGCCCGUACUCCAGGCGUUACAGGGACGACCUAACCGUCGAAGUCAUCUUCUUCGGCGAGGGCGACAAGAGCGGCAACGUCGAGGUCAACGAAGAGGCCACGGCAAUCUCCAAGCAGUCCCCGCCUCCCAAGGACCAAAAGAAGGAGAAGGACAACAACAACGGCGAGGUCGUCAAGGCCAAACUGUAG